Gaeumannomyces tritici R3-111a-1 is the source of this 4179-nucleotide messenger RNA. RefSeq names its product FRQ-interacting RNA helicase. Gene Ontology annotation, molecular function: RNA helicase activity; RNA binding; ATP binding. The record is from RefSeq and is a predicted model, not a curated record. The transcript is spliced from 2 exons. The coding region runs from base 180 to 3521 and encodes 1113 amino acids. Gene Ontology annotation, cellular component: nucleus. Gene Ontology annotation, biological process: RNA catabolic process; maturation of 5.8S rRNA. NCBI's taxonomy places the organism in Eukaryota, Fungi, Ascomycota, Sordariomycetes, Magnaporthales, Magnaporthaceae.
UUUUCCUCGUCCAUCAUUGAUCGCAUUCCGCGGCGAACUCCCAACCUGUCGCGACACUGCUCGCAACAGGUCGCCUGCUUUUAUUUACCACCUUCGACUUGAUCCAUCUUAACACAGCUUCGCGUCACUGCUGUCAGCCCUUCCAAGACACGGCCCUCGCGGCUGUGCGCACCGCGACCAUGGACCUGUUUGACGUCUUCGACGAGCAGCCCGAGGCGCCGCCCGCCGAGGCGGAGCGCAUAUCGUCGGAGCAGAAGUCCUCGGAGCACAAGUCCAAGAAGUCCAAGUCAAAAUCAAAAAAGGACAAGAGCAAGAAGCGCAAGGCCGACGGACAUGUUAAAAUGGAGGAGGCGACAGAAGAGCUGACCCUCGACUCGGUCCCGGAGGAUCCUGCCGCCGACAGAGACGUGGAGAUGGGCAACGGCACCCAGCCCUCAACCGAGGGAGGCGCCGGCGCCGAGGACGACUCGGGCUCGGAAGACCAUGGCGACAGCAAGCGCCGAAAGAAGGGGGCCACGGCGGAGCCCAUCCUCACCGACUCGUUUGCGACCGCCGAGUCCAGGCAGGUCGCGCCCGUCGAGGGCUUCAGCGCCGCGGCGGGCGAGGAGGCGAUCGUGCUGCAGCACAACGUCCAGCAUCAGGUCGCGCUCCCACCAGACCUCGACUACAUCUACGUGCCCUUGUCCCAGCACAAACCGCCCGACGAGCCAGCCCGGGUCUACCGUUUCAAGCUCGACCCAUUCCAGAGCAUCUCGGUCGCCUCGAUCGAGCGCGGCGAGAGCGUGCUGGUAUCGGCCCACACCAGUGCCGGAAAGACGGUGGUCGCCGAGUACGCCAUCGCCCAAUGCCUGAAGAGGAAUCAGAGGGUCAUCUACACCUCACCGAUCAAGGCGCUCAGUAACCAGAAGUACCGCGAGUUCCAAGCCGAGUUCGGCGACGUGGGCCUGAUGACGGGCGACGUGACCAUCAACCCCACGGCGAGCUGUCUCGUCAUGACGACAGAAAUCCUGCGAUCGAUGUUGUACCGCGGCUCCGAGAUCAUGCGCGAGGUUGCAUGGGUCAUCUUCGACGAGAUCCACUACAUGCGCGAUGCGAUCCGUGGCGUUGUCUGGGAGGAGACCAUCAUCAUGCUUCCGGACAAGGUGCGCUACGUGUUCUUGUCGGCCACUAUCCCCAACGCCUUCCAGUUCGCCGAGUGGAUCGCGAAGAUUCACAGACAGGCCUGUCACGUCGUCUACACCGACUUCCGGCCGACCCCACUUCAGAAUUACUUCUUCCCAGCUGGUGGCGAAGGCAUCUACCUGGUCGUGGACGAGAAUGGAGUUUUCAGAGAGAAGAACUUCAACUCUGCAAUUGCCGCGAUCGAGGAUAACAAGUCCAAAGAUGCAAACGACCCGAACGCACGCCAGACCGGCAAAGGCAAAAAUAAGAAGCCCAGGAAAGACACGGGUCCUGACGCGAAGUCGGACAUCACAAAGAUCGUCAAGAUGAUCAUGAAGAAGGCGUUCCACCCCGUCAUCGUGUUCAACUUUAGCAAGCGCGAGUGUGAGAACCUGGCUCUCAAGGUGUCCAGCAUGAACUUCAACCACGAGACGGAGCAGCAGCUAGUGGAUGAUAUCUUCCACAACGCGAUAAUGUCGCUUUCUGAGGAAGACCAAAAUCUGCCGCAGAUCCAGCACCUGAUUCCCCUUCUCAAGAAGGGCAUCGGCGUGCAUCACGGCGGUCUCCUGCCCAUCCUGAAGGAAACCAUCGAGAUCCUCUUCCAGGAGGGUCUCAUCAAGGUUCUUUUCGCAACCGAGACCUUCUCGAUCGGCCUGAACAUGCCCGCGAGGACAGUUGUUUUCAGUCAGGUGACCAAGUUUGACGGCGUCAAGGAGAGGCCGCUGACCUCGUCCGAAUACAUCCAGAUGGCAGGCCGUGCUGGUCGCCGCGGUCUGGAUGACCGAGGUAUCGUCAUCAUGAUGAUUGGCGAGCAGCUCGAGCCGGAGGUGGCCAAGGGCAUCGUUGCCGGCCAGCAGGACCGUUUGAACUCGGCCUUCCACCUGGGCUACAACAUGAUCCUCAACCUGCAGCGUAUUGAGACCGUCUCGCCCGAAUACAUGCUGGAGAGGUGUUUCUACCAGUUCCAGAACGCGGCCGGUGUCCCGAUGCUGGAGAAGAAGGUCAGGGACCUGCAGCAGGAGAAGGACGGCAUGGUGAUUCCCGACGAAGGCACAAUAAAGGAUUACCACAAUGUCCGUCUCCAGAUCGAAGAGUACAAGAAGGAUAUGGAGGCCGUCAUCCAACAUCCAAACUACUGCUUGGAGUUCAUGCAGCCCGGCCGGCUGGUCAGGAUCAAGACGCCCGAUGGCCUCGACUUUGACUGGGGCGCCAUUGUGAACUUCACAAAGCGGAAAGAUGCCAAGUUUGGGGAGCCUGAGCAUUCUCCACAAGAGUCUGUCAUGAUCGACGUGGCUCUUUUCGUCUCGCACAACACGGAUGAGAUCGUGCCGGGGGUAGUCCCCAAGAAGGGACACAUGACUGAGGGUGUCACACCACAGGGUCCUUCCGAAGAGGAGGGCAAGAUCGAGAUUAUCCCGUGUCUUUUGACGUGUCUCGUCGGCAUCAGUCAGCUCAGGGUAUUCAUGCCCAAGGACAUACUAAACCGGGAAGGAAAGAACGCCAUCGGCAAGGUCCUGACCGAGGUCCAUAACAGGUUUCCCGACGGCUUACCGAUCCUGGACCCGAUCGAAACGAUGGGUAUCAAAGACGAGUCGUUCAAGAAGCUCAUGCGCAAGAUCGAGGUGCUCGAAUCCCGCCUCCUGUCGAACCCACUCCACCAGUCACCCCACCUGCCCGAGCUCUGGGACCAGUACAAGGCCAAGGUCGAGCUCAGCAACCAGAUCAAGGAGGCCAAGAAGGCCAUCAACAAGGCGCACAGCAUCGCGCAACUGGACGAACUCAAGUCGCGCAUGAGGGUGUUGCGGCGCCUGGGCUUCAUCAACGACGCCGAGGUUGUGCAGAUGAAGGCCCGGGUCGCGUGCGAGAUCUCGUCGACCGAGGGUCAUGAGCUAGUCCUUGCUGAGCUGCUGUUCAACGGUUUCUUCAACGACCUCACACCCGAUGUGUGCGCCGCCAUCCUCAGCUGCUUCGUCUUUGACGAGAAGAUGGAGGCGGAGCCACUCAAGGAAGACCUAGACAAGCUCGUGCGCCAAGUGCACGCGCAGGCCAAGACGAUCGCCCGCAUCAGUCGUGAGAGCAAGCUGGACAUGCCAGACGAGAAGGUUGUGGCCAGCCUCAAGUGGCAGCUUAUGGAUACUGUCCUAGCCUGGGCGAAGGGGCGGCCGUUUAUAGAGAUAUGCAAAAUGAAUAGCGCAUACGAAGGAUCGCUCGUGCGCAUCAUUCGUCGCCUGGAGGAGCUGUUGAGGCAGAUGGCCGAGGCCGGCAAGGUCAUGGGCAGCGAGACGCUGCAAAAGAAGUUCGACACGGCACUGUCGCUGAUUGCGCGAGACGUGGUGUCGGCGGCCAGUCUAUACCUCUAAUCUCACGACCAUCUCGUCCCUUCCGCCUCGUGCUUAUUUUUCUUUGCGGAUAUCAAGAUUUGGGAGCAUUUAAUGCAUAGCGUAUAGUUCUGUUCCCCCCCGUUGGGUCCUAUGGCGCAAGGAAGCAUAUUAUCGGGGCGUCUGAUCUCUCAGUCAUCUGGUGAUGAGUUAUCGCCAUGCUUCUCGCAGAUCGCGAUGCCUUUUUAGUGCGGGGUAUUUGAAGGCUGGGGCAGCGGUGCAUCUCGGCUGUGCGAGCCAAGAUGAGACUGAACGAGUCCAUGAUAUCGCCAGCCACGAUCCCUCGGACGUGCUCGUUCAUAAAGAGCGGGUUUGAAGAAACUAGAAAAUUCAUGAUUGGAAUCCGCCGUGAUAAAUAGCAAGCUGAGAAACAGAGCAGUCUACAGAGUGUCUAUCGAGCCACGCCACGUCUGGGAGCGGGCCAGUGGAUUAAUGAUGCCAGUCGCCGAACGCCAAGGAUGAACAAGAUGCCGGACAGUGAAAAUACAAAAGAAGAAAGCUGCCCCCCCGCCGCCUCACUUGUUCUCGCCCGAGAUGGAGCGUAUCAUGCCGAUGGUGAGGCCGAGCACGAAGCCGAAGCUGACAAAGACCUUCCACCUGCGGCUGUACAGGCCCUCCUCGCGGAUGAGCCAGCCGAAGC